GCGGUUUUUGCCUGACACAGCAGCUCGACAGCUCCUCCAGAAGUUUUUCUGUCUCGCUUACGGCCCUCAGCAGGGCUGCGGCCUCCCGCAAGAAGAACGCCGACCUCGAGGCCGUGCGGCCGCGGCUGCUCCUGCUUGCACACCAUUCCCGGGAAGCUCCGGGUGACCCUGCCCGGUUCCCCGGGCACCAGCUGCACCCUGGCUCUGGCAGACGGACGCGCGGCUCUGCCGGCCGCAGGCUGCCCGCUUUCCCCGUCCGAACCCGCCAGCUCCUCCCGGGCAAGGGCGCGGCUGCCCGAGGUCGCUCCCCCGGCCGGGAACGAGCCGCUCCGCUGCAUGCCGGCGCCGCCGCUCCCUCGCCGUCGCACAAGGCCCCGCGCCUUUCCGCCCCGGCUCCGCCUCUGCUUUCCGCGCUGCCAUGGCCGGGCCGCCGGUCACGCAGCAGGUCGGGCGGGCGCGGGGCAGCGGGCGGCGGCCGGAGCAGGAGCAGCAGCAGCUGCGGGAGGCCGCCCGCUGCCUGCUGCUGGACUCGGACGGGAGGAGCGUGCCCUUCCCGGCGCUGUACGCGGAGCAGAAAGCCAUCGUGCUGUUCGUGCGGAAUUUUUUGUGUUACACCUGUAAGGAGUACGUAGAAGACCUGGCAAAAGUCCCCAAGGCAUUUUUACAAGAAUCAAAUGUGAGGCUUAUAGUUAUUGGGCAGUCGUCAUAUCAUCACAUCAAGCCCUUUUGCAGUUUAACUGGGUAUACACAUGAAAUGUAUGUAGAUCCACAAAGGGAACUUUAUAAAGUACUUGGCAUGAAAAGAGGUGAAGGUAAUAAAGUAUCAGUUCGGAGCCCUCAUGUGAAAUCAAAUGCACUACUGGGAAGCAUUAGGAGUAUAUGGAGAGCAAUGACUGGCCCAGCUUUUGAUUUUCAAGGAGACCCUGCUCAGCAGGGAGGAGCUUUGAUUAUAGGCCCAGGCAAUGAAGUUCAUUUUUUGCACCUUGAUAAAAACAGGCUGGAUCAUGUUCCCAUUAAUACAGUUUUGCAGCUGGCAGGAGUUAAAACAGUGAAUUUCUCAAACAAACCCCAGAUUAUUGACGUAUGACACUGAUGUAAUAUAUACUUUUUUUAAAAUUUGUGCUCUACAAGAACAGUUCUCCAGUGAAUUCCAACAAGCAUUGUUCUGCUGUGUCUUUGUGGGACAUCUGAAACCUUAUGGAGAAAAUCAGAGCAUAGAAACUACCUGACACUAGAGAUGGAUACAAAAGUGUUAUUUCCAUUGAGUACCAGGUAAUAAAAACUAAAACACAACUGAGACUGAUUGAAAAAAAUCCUGGAGCUUAUUACUGUCUCAUCAAACAAUUUUGCUAAUAUAUUUUAAAAAUCAUUGUUCAAGGCACACUAAAGUAAGAAAUCAGAUUUUGCUCAGGAAAACUUGGAUUCUUGCGUUCAGCAGAUCAAUGCUGGUUUUCAAUCCAAGACUUCUCAGCACUGUUUUAAAGUUUUCCAGCAGUAUAAAAAUUUUGUAUUUAAAUGUACCUUGAAAAGUCACAAUUUUGAACACCUGGAUUUAAGCUUAUGCCUACUCUUGUAUCUGGCACUGGCAGAAGUUAUGAAAUAUAUUUCACAAUUUCAAAUAAAUAUUUUAAAUACAUCA
Oenanthe melanoleuca is the source of this 1639-nucleotide messenger RNA. It is a transcript of the gene PRXL2C, whose product is annotated as peroxiredoxin like 2C. NCBI's taxonomy places the organism in Eukaryota, Metazoa, Chordata, Aves, Passeriformes, Muscicapidae. The record is from RefSeq and is a predicted model, not a curated record. Bases 419 to 1087 code for a protein of 222 amino acids. The transcript has 6 exons.